CCCAAGUAUUGGUUCGCAUUAUUCUUUCUCCAGUGGCGCUGGCCGGGCAGUUGGAUGAAGGCACUACGCAGUGAAGGGCGAGCUUCUAAGAUUCCGUCGAAUCAGUUAUAGGUUAUUUACUGAAUUAAUAUCACCAAUCAUUUUUUUUUCUAAUUGAAGAUAUAUAAUUGUGAUGAGUUUUAUCGAGAAGGGAAGGGUAAUAUGAUGUGUUAAUGUUAAUACGUAUUUUAAUGGAUGUUAUAAAAGCAUCGAUACAGAGACUUUAAAUCUCCAGUGAAAGUUACAGUGCUAGCUUAAGGUUUUCUGUAAUUUUAAUUGAACGUCAAUUGCUUGGCAAAUAAUGAACUAUUGACGUAUUGAGUGAUACCGUUGACAUUCCUCCAUCAAAAGGUGUCUGUUCUACAUUAUGGAAACCUUUUAGGAUAUUGUUACUACUGUUCUGGGGUAAAAAAGUAUUUUUAAGGAAACAUAGAUUUUGAGAUUUUGACCUUGCAGGCAGGAUAUACUACUUGUGAGACAUCAGUUUUCGAAUUCAAGCUUUAAAACACGUGCAAUUUAAGUUGGGCGCGGUACCCAAACAUUUGCAUUCGGAUUUUGCUUUCUUAUUGGAAUUUCCUCCAGUUGUAGACGACUAUGAAUACAACACGUUCGAUCAUUGUCGGCUCGAGCGACGAGGGUCUGUAUUCGCUAACCAACGAUAAGAGCGAAAUUGCUAACAUGCAAAUGGGCAAUGGAAAUGGAACUCGCAACGCCAAUAUUACAGAUACCGGAAGGAAUGAAGCGCUUGCCCAGGCAGAAAUUGCUGUGUUGGGUGCAAUAUUAGUUAUGGCCUUACUGGGUAACUUGAUGGUUAUCGUUGUUCUUAUGUACAGAAAGAGGAAAUUAAGUCGAAUGCAAAUGUUUAUUAUUCACUUAGCGGUUGCAGAUAUUUCGGUAGCCCUUUUUCAGGUAUUGCCUCAACUUGUGAUGGAUAUUACAUUUAAAUUUGAUGGAAACAAUUUGCUUUGUAAGCUUGUAAAGUACAUGCAAGUUGGAACAAUGUAUAGCUCCACCUACGUAUUAAUCAUGACCGCUUUAGACCGUUAUAUGUCUAUAUGUGAUCCGCUAAAUUCACAAACAUGGACAAGAAAGAGAGUACAUGUUAUGGCUGCAAUAGCUUGGAUCCUUUCUGCCAUAUUUUCAUUACCACAAUUAUUUAUCUUCUCGUACAAACAAAGGCUUGAUGGAGUUUACGACUGCAUGGAUAAUUUUGAUUUGCAAAAGCAAUUUUGGACAUUGCAAGCUUACGUUACAUGGAUAUUCAUAUCAGUAUAUGCCGUUCCUUUUGUGAUGCUGACCAUAUGCUAUACAAAGAUUUGCCACGUAGUUUGGGUCAGCGUGAAUGCAAAAGAGACACAUAACGCAGUCAAGCGCAAAACACACUACAGAAACGGGUCUUCGCCAUAUCACACCGAGGAGACUGUAACAAACCCGAGAGCUCACUCAAAGAAAAUGUCCAAGUCCAAAAUCAAGACUGUGAAACUUACGCUUACAGUUGUGAUCUGCUUUAUCGUAUGUUGGGCGCCAUUCUUCAUUACACAGAUGUGGUCAGCCUUUGAUAUGAACGCACCUUACUUUACAAGUCAUAUAAUGGCUAUCGCAACGCUUCUGGCCAGUCUCAACUCUUGUACAAAUCCUUGGAUUUAUCUCGCAUUCUCCAACAAACUGUGCAAUAGAAGAAAACCAACUUCCAUGAAAGCGUGGAUGUCAACUGCUAACACAUACAUGACUGAAACAGAGAGAGAUCAUUUGCGCAUGCGCCAGUUAAAUCCGGAUAAUACGUCAUUGUCGUUUUCCAGGUCAUUCAAUGACUAAAACUUGACAAGAACUAUAAAAAUAUUGAAUUUUAAUUUGUUAAUACGGCACAAGCCCCGUAGUCGAAUAAUAAAAUGAGUUCUGUGUUUAGAGGCACAUGUUAAAGGAAAAUCAUGGCAUGUAUAUAUGCGCAAACCUUAUAUAUACAUGUUUGGUGCAAAUCGAUGGAGCUGGUUUAUGUUAUCUUAUAGAAAAUAUUGUUAAAUAACUUUGGUCAAGAUUCGAAAGAUACAUUUAAAAAAGUAACUGAAUAAAACACAUUGCAUAUUUUUGCUGAUUUUAUUUUCUUUAAAAUAUUUACUUAAAGUGUUGGUUAACGCUUUAAACAUGUUUUAUCGUAUUUUGAAGCAUUAUAUGCUUAAGUGGUUUAAUGAAUUGAGAUUGAGAAUAAGAAUGAGAUUUGUUACAUUAUUUUUGUGAUAUUGGGACCUCAUCUUGUUGUAUUGGUCGAAGUUUGACAGAAGGUAAUGUUAGCCGAACUUUUAAACAUCCGCCGAAGCAAUUAAACGUAAUGCAUUGCAAACAGAUAAUCAAACACGUUUUUUCGAAUGGAAAACAUCUUAUUGUGAUGGGUUUUGUCCAGCCAGGAGGGCUAAUAUGAUGUGUAAAUGACAAGAAAUACGUUAAUGGAUGUUAUAAAUGCAUCAGUAGAGAGAAUCUCUACCACUUUUAGAAAGCUUAAGUGAAAUUUAUAGUGCUAAAAAAGAUAUUCUGAAAUCUAAAUUAAACGUCAAUUGCUCGGCAAAUAAUGAAUUAUUGACAUUUAAAGUGCUACUGUUGUCAUUUCUGUAUCAAAAGGCGUCGGUUAUGCAUUGUGGAGACAAUAUAAGAAAUUAUGUAACCCUAUUUCUGGGAAUAAAUAGUGUAAUUAAUUAAAACAUCUCUGUUGCAAUUUUGACGUUGCCGACAAAAUAUUAUACUUGUGUGAUAUCAGUUUUGGUAAUGAACAGUUUGUAAUAAUGUGUAUCAAUUAUUUUGCACGUGAAUUCGAUUUUUUUUUAAUUUUAAGUUUUUUAGAACACUGUCUUAUCUGGUUUGCAAUUUUCCUUACUCUGUUAUAUAUUUAUGAUCUGCAUGUUUAACUAUUAUUUUUAGUUCCAGAAAACUGUAUAAACCGUCAUUUUCCCACUUUAUUGCUAUAACAAUAAGACUUUGCAAAUAUCAUCUGAAUUAAUCUAAAAAAUAAUGCUAAGGAUGUAUGCAUAGUUAAACAUAGCAACCGGAGAGUGCGUGUAAAAAUGUAAAAUCAAUCUCUCAAACCAUAUAUGUCAUAACAGGUACGCCUUAAUACUAUGAGGACUGCUGGUAAAUGUUUGCCUGUAAUUGCUCAUUGUGCCGUAGUGUGAUUUAAUUGAACAAGAUUGCAGAAUGGUUAUUCACAGAAUAAAACUAGGCAUUCUGGUUAGUAUGCUGCAAAGGUCUGUCACAAACUCUGUCCAGAAGUCAUUUUUUAUAUAUGUAUCGGGCCUUCUUCGAGCUUACAUACGAAUUGAAUUAAAAGACGAGUUGAGUAAACGCGUAACACUGUAUGAUAUUAAGAUGAAUGUUAUAUUCUGUUCAUCAUAUGCCCUUUACAGGUAAUAAAAAAGCAAGAAAG
Molecule: messenger RNA, 3451 nt
Organism: Mya arenaria
Lineage: Eukaryota; Metazoa; Mollusca; Bivalvia; Myida; Myidae
Product: cephalotocin receptor 1-like
Exons: 3
Coding region: 634-1854 (406 amino acids)
Biological process (GO): G protein-coupled receptor signaling pathway
Cellular component (GO): membrane
Molecular function (GO): peptide binding; vasopressin receptor activity
Source: RefSeq, a predicted model, not a curated record